AUGCUGCAGAAACAGCUGGCGUAUCCACUGGCCCCAACCGAUCUUGCUAAGACAUUACUUGCGCACCUCCUCCGUGGUGCAUGCGUGAUUCUAAUUACGCUAUUCUUGCUCCUUGUCAUAUAUGAAUUAACCACGAGACCAGCUGAAAUCGAGGGGUUGUUCUCGAUACCAGGCGAGUGGCCCAUUGUGGGCCAUCUUUACCAAGUUCUCGAUAAUCCGUCGUUGGUUUUCCAAGUGUGGGCGCAAAAGUACCACAGGCCCAUCUUCCAAAUCAGGCUCGGGGUGCGACGCGUUGUUGUCGUUAACUCGUAUAACGAAGUGGUGAAUUUAUGGAUCAACCAUUCGUGCCAGAACAACUCGCGACCGGUGCAUUACACUUUUCAUGGACUCGUGGGCUCGUUCCAGAAACUCACCAUUGGCUCGACGCCGGCGUGCGUGUCGUUCACCAAGAAGAAAAAAGUGCUUUCGGAGCAGCUCCAUCGACGCUCGAUAGAGUCCCGCAUCCCCAUCAUCGACAAGGAGGCCAACCGCGCCAUUAAGAGGUUGCUCAUGGACGAGAUUGGACCAGAUAGGGACUUGUAUCGCCAUUUGCAGUGCUUUGUUUUGGGAUGCAUCGUGUCGAUGGGCUACGGGAUUAAGCUAGACUGUUUCGGCAAGGAUAGGGCCCUCUGUGAUGAAAUCAUCAGCAACGAAGCAGAUAUCAUCCGCAUGCGGUCUCCGAUAUCGAACUUGCAGGACUCGGUGCCGCUCUUGCGACUAUUUCCGACGCUAACCAAUGGCAUCGUGGCACGACGGUGCGGAGCCAGGAGAGAUGUCUACAUGAACACGCUUCACGAGAGAUUGCUUAUGGGAAUGAUCCAGGGCUCAAACGAGUGUGCCUCUAGCAUAGUAGGCACAAUUACCUUGGAAAAGCACUUGAACAGAUUGAAGGAUCAGGAAAUCGGCAGCCUUUGCUUGACGUUGGUCAGCGCAGGAUUAGACAACACCUCGCUCAACUUGAGCUAUCUCUUGGGGGUGCUUUCGCAGCCGCAAUUGGGGCCACGCAUACAGCUGACUGCAUUGGCGGAAAUCUUGAGCAACGCCAAGGACGACGUUGUAGUGGCAUGGGAGCAGCUGAACCAGUACGAGAUGACCAAUUUGUACGUGACUGCGUUGGUGUUGGAAACAUUGCGCCAUUUCACCGUCUUACCUUUGAGCUUGCCGCGAGCAACAACCAAACCGAUCCACCACCACCAAAAAUUCACCUUGCCUGCCCAAACUGAGCUCUUGAUGAAUGCCUAUGCUGCCAAUCACGACUGCGAGAUUUUCCAAGACGCGCAGGCGUUUGCGCCGGAGAGAUGGAUCGAUGACGAGAAGCAUGCAAUCAAAGCGGUACCGCGAACCUAUCAGCAUUUUGCCUUUGGCGCCGGCUCAAGAAUGUGCGCGGGCCACAAUUUGGCGAUUAGAGAAAUGUACAUGUUUGUGGUGAGGUUCCUUUUGCUCUUUGAAGUGGGCAUGCCCACGUCUGCGUUGAUGAAGAUGGACCCCUUUGAGAAUAACCGCAAUGCGAGAGCCACUUCGUUCGAGCCGACGCCGCACCACGUAGAGUUGAAGCUUAGAAAAUUGCCGGGAUUUGAAAAACUACAUUGCUUGGUUUCUAAUGAAUAA
Messenger RNA from Lodderomyces beijingensis, 1647 nucleotides. NCBI's taxonomy places the organism in Eukaryota, Fungi, Ascomycota, Pichiomycetes, Serinales, Debaryomycetaceae. The record is from the annotation of a GenBank genome assembly.